AUGUCUACAAGAAAUGUGCGUAAGUAUGUUCACAUAUUUCAAAUUACUUUCAUUUGUAUUUCUCUAGAGAUUCAAAGUUAUGUAUAAUUAACUCUCAGCAACAUGAUACUGUAAAAAAAUUUGUGCUUGUUUUAUUCCUGUAUCAUAAGCACCAUGUGUCGUGGAAUAAAAAUUUUCGUGUGUUGCUUCACCAGCAAACAUGAUAAUAGGCACGUCCUAAGAUAAAAUAAAUUUUUUCAUUGCACCGAGUAUUUUCUAAUCAAGUGUUUCGAUGAUCUUACCUUAUCAUCAUGUUCUGUUAAUUUACCCCAUAUCGGUUGUGACAGACUGCGUGGCGUAAUGCCAUUUGCGUCACAUCUCGUUGUAAUGUGACUAUAACUACCUCGAGUAUACUUAUUCGCAUUCCACUGUGUUCUCAAGCAUCUCUUUAUUGGAGAUAUUUUAUAACAUUUUAAAUAAUGUUUAAGUAAAUUUUCACAGUCUAUUGCAAUUUGUUCUUCACUCAAAGUUUCAACAAUAUAAGCUCCACGACCACCAACCCAACCGAGGAGUACACCUUCGUGAUUAGGUAAAACAUCAAAACCUGUCAGAUCUCUAGUCCACACAGCCAGAUUUUUAUUGCAAAAUACUCCUUCUUUCCAAAGUAGUUGAAAUCCUUUUGUAUUAGGUUUCCACCAUGAAAUCCCAAAAUCGAGAAAAACUUUAUUUAUUAACCCAAAACCUAAACAUUCGAUUGCCUGGCUGAAGAGAUUCGGUAAGGAUGGAAUAAACAUAGUUUUAUAAUUUUCUUUUAAAUAACCAAGGGAACACGUAAUUAUUACACAAUCCGCAAGAAUACGAGUAUUGUUAGAAACAUUUAAAAUAAGCGGAGAAUUGAAAUCGUUUUGUUCCCACUUGAUUGAUUCUACAGAGGUAUUUAGACGUAAAUUUUCUUUACCCAAACUAUCGGCGAUAAGUUUGGGUAAAGCCUUAUAUCAAGAUUUAAAUGAAAGAUGUUCUGGACCCCCAACAAACUAUAAAAAAAGAAUAUUAUAUUUGUUACAUUUUUUUUCGUAACAAGAAUUUCAACAUCGCAAUAUUUACCUUAAAUUUUCCCCAGUAUUUCGUAGAUAAUUCAUCAAGACUGAAACAAGCAUUAUCUAUUGCAAGAAAUCUAAUAUUCCAAUCGAAAAUUUCCUUCUUAAUGGUUCUUAUUACUAGCGAAUCAUUCUCCUCAUGUAAAUGUUUGUUGAGAGAAUUUCUUAAAACCGCAUCGAUAUUUUCACAACCUAUUUCAAUAUUUUUGUUCUGAUAAUCCUCGCAAUCUUCUAAUGUAUUACAAAUAAGAUCAUCUAUCUCUUCUACUAAAGCUUCAUCUACUUUACAACCACUGUUGCGAAUGAAAAUUCCUUGACCAUCUCGACAUUGUACGUCUGAGAGUAAAUCAUGUUUAUAACAUAAUUGGGCUAACUGACUUUGAUCACCGUGUACAAACUGUGCCCCACAUUCUAUCCAACCUUUAUUCCAUGGAACAGAUUGAAUUCGACCACCGAUUUCGCUUUGCGCUGUGAGAAAGUAAAUAGUAAGUCAUUCUCUUCUCUUCGUGGAUACAAAUCCUUCUUCAAUUUCCGUUCAAGCUUUAAUUACCUUCGAUUAAUAAAUAAUCUUUGAAAUUUGCAUCUUCUAGUGCUUUCGCAGCUGCUAAUCCUGCAAUGCCUGCACCUAUUAUUACAAGUUUCGUUCUUGAUAUUUUUUGGUUUGACGCACUCAACGGCCUUUCCAACGUAUUGAAUCCGUUUCUCCAACCACAAUCAUUAUGCACAAAUAAAACCUUUUAUUUCAGCUAGAAUAAGUAAUCAAAAAGACUACUAUUUUACACCACACUAUCAUAUUCCAAAUAAAACCCAAUAAUGUUGAUCCUGAAUUGGAGAAGUUAAGGAGAGAAGUUGAUGGUCCUCCAAAUUUAGACAUUGUAAUAGUAAAUAUUCAAAGAGCUACAGCACAAAUUCAUGCUUCCUAUUUAUUUGAACAGAUUGGAAAAACUACUUUGCAAAAAUUAUGUUUAUUAUUAAGUUCUACUGCCACAGGCAAAACUUACGGUGGAUGGCAAGAAUUUGCUGCAUAUAUGGGUUUAACAAUGGAACAAAUACGUUGCAUAGAUUACGACUUUAAAGGAUUGCAAGAUCCAACUUAUUAUGUGUUAUUAGCUUAUGUGCAACAUACUGAUGCAACUAUAGAUAAGAUUUUAAGUACUUUACAAAGAAUACAUCGUCUUGAUGUAAUUAAUCAAAUAAAGGAUGAUAUUACAUAUUUAAUUGAUAAAAUAUCACAAAAAAUUACAACAGAUGCUUACAAGAAUAUUUCUAUUUGUGUAGAAUCAACUUUGUUAGGACCAAGAAGUAUACCAAAAGCUCCAUUAGUAUUAACUCCAAUCAAUUUUGUACACAAUGUACAAAAACAUAAAGCAAUCUCUGACCAUGUUAUACAAGACAAUUUAAAGAAGAGUAAAAAAUCAUAUGGCUGUGUAGUUAUGUUAACAUUUGCUGAUGAUGGUUCAGAAACUGCACAACAUAUAGCAAAAAUAUUCAGGUCUAAAGAGCCCAAAAUUGGAGUUCUUAUACUUCAAGAACAGGAAAAUUAUGUAUAUAGUAGGGCAGAAGAAUUUAUAGAUGAUUGUUUUAAACAGGUGAAUUUUAUCAUACCUAUAUUAACACAAGGAUAUAUGGAAAGAAUAAGUAAUAUUAAGAAAGUCUAUAUUGAAGAUCAAAAUAAAUUAGAUGCAAAAUAUAUAAGAUACAUAUACUCUCUUUUAAGAUAUGAAUAUGUGAGAAAUCAAUGCAUUAACUCCCGUGUAAGGUGUAUAGUUUCUGACAAAGAAGUUUUUGCAGUUGCAACAGCAAAUUUGCAUCCAACUUUGCAAGCAUGGUUUAGAGAAAGUGACAUUGAUGCAUUUAUUGAAAAUAUCCUUCUAAAGAAAUGUCCAAGAUAA
This is a messenger RNA of Heterotrigona itama, 2968 nucleotides long. NCBI's taxonomy places the organism in Eukaryota, Metazoa, Arthropoda, Insecta, Hymenoptera, Apidae. The record is from the annotation of a GenBank genome assembly.